UGAAAAUUGGGAAGCUGGUGAAGGCGAUGAAGAUUUUACAACAACGACAACACCCAAAUGGAAUCAUCCGUUUCCUUCUCCCCCUCGUUAACCGAAACCACCUCCUCCCACCCACUUUCUCUCCCUUCAUUUCCUCCCACCACCUUCCUUCUCCACUCCUCUUGAAGCGUCCCACCGAUCCCCGAUCAGAUCGCUACUCCUCUCUCCGCCGCGGUUUCCGGAUCCGUCGCCCGCUUCAGAUCGAUCCGAGAUUCGAUCGGGGCUCUGAGUGAGUGAGUUUCUUGAAUUUGCGUUGAACUCGAGGAUGCGGGAUUGAGCCGCUUUAUCUGAGCCCCUUCGAUUUCUUGAUUAAUCAGGAACUAAGAGACUUGCUUCGCAGGAAAAAUGUUCGGAGGUGAUCCCAACAAUUGUGGGUUUCCAGUGUUCCUUGGAGAUAAUGGGUUUCAAUAUGAUACUAAUGCAUUGCCUCAGCUGCAGUUAUUUGGAGAUUAUCCAGUUGGAAAUAGUAUCAGUCCAUUAAACUACACCAGAAAGGAUCACACUACCAAUAUGGAUCGAUCAACUAAAAGAUUUAGGGAAGCUGAAUCUUUUUCCAGAGAGCAAAAGCAUCUGAUAACCCUCAGUGAUAAAAUCUAUCCAGAUGAAGCAGGUCAUUCUGGGAGCAUUUUCAAUCCCAAUCCUGUGUCAACUGGUUUGAAACUUUCAUAUGAAGAGGAUGAACAUAACUCCUCUGUAACAUCUGCAAGUGAAAGCAUGACAGCUGCACUGCCUCUGAUUCUGUCGCUUGGCGAUAAUUUCAAGGUGGAGUUUGAGCGACAGAAAGAAGAAUUUGAUCACUAUACCAGAAUACAGGAAGAAAACAUUACGAAGGGUGUAAGAGAACUAAGGCAAAGACAUACAGCUGCUUUUCUGAGUGCUGUAGAGAAAGGAGUAGGCAAGAAGUUACACGAGAAGGACCUUGAACUAGAAAACAUGAACCGCAAGAACAAGGAACUAGAGGAAAGAAUUAAGCAGGUGACAGCAGAAGUUCAAUCCUGGCACUACCGAGCUAAAUACAACGAGUCUGUUGUGAAUGUACUGAAGAGCAAUUUACAGCAAGUCAUGGCUCAAGGCGCCAUGCAAGGGAAGGAAGGCUGCGGGGACAGUGAGGUGGAUGAUGCAGCCUCUUACACGAACCAGAACCAUCUCAGCUUGGUGGACGGUUUGAGGACAUCAGGAGUCAUGAGGAACCAGAUGACCUGCAAAUCAUGUAAGAUUAAAGAAGUCUCCAUCUUGUUGUUGCCUUGCAAACAUUUGUGUCUAUGUAAAGAUUGUGCAGCGUUUACUGAUGUGUGCCCCCUCUGCAAUAUGAUGAGAACUGGCCUAGUUCAAGUGUACAUGUGUUGAGAUUUUCCCUUGGUUUGUGCAAGGCAUAGAUAAGCACUUGCUGUUGUCAAAAUGGUGAUAUUUACUGGGUGAAUUAUUAUGAUAUGGAAAGUGGAUUGCCCCUCUUUAUAAUCAA
Messenger RNA from Rhodamnia argentea, 1501 nucleotides. RefSeq names its product BOI-related E3 ubiquitin-protein ligase 1-like. The record is from RefSeq and is a predicted model, not a curated record. The coding region runs from base 385 to 1386 and encodes 333 amino acids. Lineage: Eukaryota; Viridiplantae; Streptophyta; Magnoliopsida; Myrtales; Myrtaceae. Gene Ontology annotation, molecular function: ubiquitin-protein transferase activity. The transcript is spliced from 5 exons.